AUGGAAGACGACCUUUACGACGAGUUCGGUAACUUCAUCGGCGAAGCUGAGGAAUCCGAGGACGACAGCCAGCAUGGCGUUGACGCUGGCGCCUACGUGUAUGAUGAAGAAUACCCCGAGGAGGAGCCAGAGGUAACCGGCCAGGAGCUUAUGGAGGUCGAUGACGAGGGACCUUCGAAUGCCGUUGUAUUGCACGAGGACAAGCAAUACUAUCCCACUGCGCAGCAGGUGUACGGAGAGGAUGUUGAAACCAUGGUACAGGAGGAGGACGCGCAACCUCUGACCCAGCCGAUCAUUGCGCCAGUUGAGCAAAAGAAAUUUACCAUACAGGAAGCGGAUCUCCCCCCGGUGUUUUUCGAGCGGAACUUCAUGACGGAUCUUAUGAAUUACCCGGAACAGAUUCGAAAUGUUGCCUUUGCUGGGCAUCUUCACCACGGAAAGACGGCUCUUAUGGACAUGUUGGUUCUCGAGACUCACGACAUUACCGAUCGAUUAGAGAAGAAGACGGGCAAGAAGAGGGACGAGCAGUUGAGAUACACGGAUGUACAUGUGUUAGAGCGGGAAAGAGGGAUUUCGAUCAAAUCGGCACCUAUGAGUUUGGUGCUGCAGAAUACCAUGGGAAAAUCGCACCUCCUCAACAUACUCGACACUCCAGGCCAUGUCAAUUUCGUCGACGAAGUCGCAUGCUCCCUGCGACUUGUUGAUGGUGUGGUUCUCGUUGUCGAUGUGGUUGAAGGUGUACAGGUUAACACGGAGCAGAUCAUCAAGCAUGCAGUUCUAGAAGGAUUGCCUCUGACGCUCGUAGUAAACAAGAUGGAUCGGUUAAUUUUGGAGCUGAAACUUCCGCCUACAGACGCUUAUUUUAAGCUGAAGCAUGUCAUUGAAGAAGUCAAUACUGUGAUUGAGGCCACCAUUCCUGGCCAAGGAGAGAAGAGGAGGUUGAGUCCAGAGAAGGGCAAUGUACUGUUCGCAUGCAGUAGCAUGGGAUGGUGUUUCACUCUGCAAUCGUUUGCGAAGAUGUAUGCCGACAAUUUUCCACCUAAAACUAAGGGUGCCGCCGGAAUCAACGUUCCAGAAUUUGCAAGACGACUCUGGGGGGACAUUUUCUACAAUCCAAGGAAACGAUCGUUUACCCGGAAAGCGGUGGAGGAAGGAGCCAAGCGCUCUUUUGUGAACUUCAUUCUCGAGCCCAUCUAUAAGUUGUUCUCCCACACCAUCAGCGAAAGCCCCGAGGACCUCAGAGACACCCUGGCGACCCUUGGAAUAAUUCUCAAGCCUUCCCAAUAUAAGACAGACGCCAACGUACUUUUAAAGCUUGUUUGCGAGAGGUUCUUUGGAGGAUCGAAUGGCUUCGUUGAUAUGGUUGUUGAACAUAUCCCUUCGCCAGUCGAGUCUGCCGAAGACAAGGUUCAGCGAUAUUACACUGGCCCUACUGAUACCAAGGUUGCGACUGCAAUGAAAGAGUGUAGACAAGAUGGUCCUCUGGUUAUCCAAAUCUCGAAGUUGUUCAAUACAAGUGAUGCCAAAUCAUUCCAUUCGUUCGGACGAGUGAUGAGUGGCACCGCCACGCCUGGCGCGCAGGUCAGAGUCCUGGGUGAAGGCUACUCUAUCGAUGACGAGGAAGAUAUGACCAUGGCAACAAUAUCAGACGUAUGGAUCGCUGAGACGCGGUAUAGCAUCCCGACAGAUGGUGUGCCAGCAGGAAAUUGGGUUCUAUUAGGAGGAGUUGACAACUCCAUCGUCAAAUCAGCGACACUAGUACCCCCUGUUUUGCCGGACGAAGAGGAUGCGUAUAUCUUCAAGCCCAUUACACAUUUCACAGAAUCGGUGUUCAAGGUGGCCGUGGAACCAAUCAACCCUUCGGAAUUGCCGAAGAUGUUGGACGGCCUCAGAAAGAUCAACAAGAGCUAUCCUCUGAUCACGACGAAAGUUGAGGAAUCUGGAGAGCAUGUCAUUCUUGGGACUGGGGAGCUGUACAUGGAUUGCGUACUACACGACCUUCGACGUCUGUACGCCGAUAUGGAGAUCAAAGUAUCCGAUCCAGUUACACGGUUCUGUGAAACGGUUGUCGAGCAGUCGGCCAUCAAGUGCUAUGCACAAACGCCCAAUAAGCGGAACAAGAUUACUAUGAUUGCCGAGCCGUUGGACCAGGGCAUUGCUGAAGACAUUGAGAGUGGCAAAGUCAGCAUCAAGAGCCCCAACAAGGUUAUUGGCAAGUUCUUUGAAGACAACUACGGAUGGGAUUUGCUAGCAUCGAGGAAUAUUUGGGCUUUCGGGCCCGAUGAUUUGGGACCCAACAUCUUGCAGAAUGACACACUGCCUUCCGAAGUCGACAGAAGACUGUUACAAAGUGUCAGAGACACGAUUCGUCAGGGUUUCAGCUGGGCAACUCGAGAGGGUCCCCUGUGUGAAGAACCAAUCCGCAACGGCAGAUUUAAGGUCAUGGAGGUCACACUGGCUUCCGAAGCGAUCUUCCGGGGCGGCGGCCAGAUCAUUCCCACUUCCCGACGAGCCUGCUACUCUUCCUUCCUUAUGGCCUCCCCACGACUUAUGGAGCCAGUCUACUCUUGCUCCAUGACCGGACCAGCCGAUUCCGUCACAUCUCUCUACACAGUGCUCGCCCGCCGCCGAGGGCACGUCCUCUCGGAUGGCCCAAUUGCUGGUACACCACUGUACCGCGUGUCCGGACUGAUUCCAGUCAUCGACUCCUUUGGCUUCGAGACCGAUCUCCGUAUCCAUACCCAGGGACAGGCCACGCUCAGUCUGGUCUUUGACCGGUGGAGUAUCGUUCCUGGUGACCCGCUCGACAAAGACGUCAUUUUGCGACCGCUCGAACCGGCAGGUGCUCAGGCCACAGCUCGCGACUUUGUUCUGAAGACGCGGAGGAGGAAAGGUUUAAGCGAAGACGUUAGCGUGGCCAAGUUUCUCGAGCCCGAGCUCUUCUCCAGUCUCAAGGAAAGUGGCAUCCUGGGAAGCGAUUAG
This is a messenger RNA of Drepanopeziza brunnea f. sp. 'multigermtubi' MB_m1, 2982 nucleotides long. RefSeq lists its product as uncharacterized. Gene Ontology annotation, cellular component: U2-type catalytic step 2 spliceosome; U4/U6 x U5 tri-snRNP complex; cytosol. Gene Ontology annotation, biological process: mRNA splicing, via spliceosome. Gene Ontology annotation, molecular function: U5 snRNA binding; GTP binding; GTPase activity. NCBI's taxonomy places the organism in Eukaryota, Fungi, Ascomycota, Leotiomycetes, Helotiales, Drepanopezizaceae. The record is from RefSeq and is a predicted model, not a curated record.